Linum trigynum is the source of this 846-nucleotide messenger RNA. Lineage: Eukaryota; Viridiplantae; Streptophyta; Magnoliopsida; Malpighiales; Linaceae. The record is from the annotation of a GenBank genome assembly.
AUGGAUCCUCCGCUUAUAAACGAGUCGUCAUUCUCCGCUGCCAACCCUUCCUCCUACAGCUUGGGGGAGAUUUGGCCAUUUCAGGGGAUCAAUGUGGAAGCCGGUGAUGGUGGGUUGGGCCUCCGUGUGGGCAGUUUACCCUCGGCCGCUGCAAUUGGGUUUGGCAUUGGACAGCGAGAUGGGUCUGCUGAGGAAUCCACGGUGACGGACCAUAGUGGCGCCGCCGGAAAUGCCAGGAAGCGGAGGGAUUUCAGCUUCGAGGAUGAGUCUUCUAAGAUAGUUUCCACAACAAGCAGUGGCAAUGAAUUGGAUGAUUCCAAGAUUAAACGGAUGAAGCCAUCGAGGUGCAGAAGUGAAACUGGUAAUUCAAGAGCUGAGCCAAAUUCUACUGCCGAUAACACGGCAGCUGAUCAAAGCAAGCCCUCUGAGCCGCCUAAGCAAGAUUUUAUUCAUGUGAGAGCAAGAAGGGGCCAAGCCACUGAUAGCCACAGUCUUGCUGAAAGAGCGAGGCGAGAAAAGAUAAGUGAGAGGAUGAAGAUACUUCAGGAUUUGGUGCCUGGUUGUAACAAGGUAAUUGGCAAGGCGCUGGUACUUGAUGAGAUCAUAAAUUAUAUUCAAUCAUUACAACGGCAGGUUGAGUUCCUGUCAAUGAAGCUUGAAACUGUGAAUGUGAGGAUGGGCAUGAACCCAGCCAUGGAGGGUUUUCAUCUUAAAGAUCUCUGCACUCAUCCAUUUGAUGCUCCUGGGAUGAUGUUUGGACAACAAGCAACAAGGGAAUACGUGCAAGGACCACAAGCGGAAUGGCUACACAUGCAGGUUGGUGGGGGUUUUGAAAGAUCGUCAUGA